Messenger RNA from Hyalella azteca, 5185 nucleotides. RefSeq lists its product as uncharacterized. The record is from RefSeq and is a predicted model, not a curated record. The transcript has 13 exons. Lineage: Eukaryota; Metazoa; Arthropoda; Malacostraca; Amphipoda; Hyalellidae. Gene Ontology annotation, biological process: protein ubiquitination. Bases 122 to 3370 code for a protein of 1082 amino acids. Gene Ontology annotation, cellular component: Cul4-RING E3 ubiquitin ligase complex.
CAACAACUCUGCUCCGCUGCUCUUGUCAAAGCCGCUAAGGCGUCGCUCAAUGUGUCUGCAAUUUUUUAUUAUUUUAAUAAAUUUAAACUGAAUAAAUAAAGUGCUGGACCCAUUCCGUGGUAUGUCGAGCAAAGGAAAGACUACACAGUCAUUCAACACGUCUAGAAAAAAGCUACACUUCCUUCAAAAAUUAACGUUACGCCAGGUAUAUGGAGAUCUCCGUCAACACAAAAGAGGUCCAAGACUUCGCUUCUUCAAUCAACUGCCUCCACGCUUGGCAUUCCCUCUAGCUCAACUUGCUCCACUAUCAGCUUUAUCUGCAGGGCAUAUAUUUCUGGGCUUCACUAAGUGUGGACAGUUCUUCUUGUCUUACACUUACUCAUGUGAUCUGGAUGACAUCACCUUGCAGAUCACACACAGGUACCGAUUGCAUUGGUGGCUUGUUGUACCAUAUGCAAACCUCAGGAAGGUUGCCGAGGUGAUGCUUUUUGGAGACCAAGAUAUCCUUGAGACCUCUUAUGAUAACCUUUCCAUCACCAUCUGCCAGUGGCCCAAUGACCUCUCAAAGAUUCUUGUUUAUGGUUGCAGCCUAGAGAAAGAGACGGAUGUUCUGAACCAGAGUAGCAAUAGACGAUGUUACCUCACAAUCACUGCUGUGCCAUCCUUGCAAGGCUGUAAAGCCUGCUCCUUGGUAGCUACAUCUUAUGAAGAAGAAGAAGUGGCAGAACGCUGGAACACAUGUGCUCGUCUCAGCUGUUUGCGUCAUGGCUACACAGUGCACACAAGCUUUGAUGUGGUGCCUCCUUUUCCUCGCUUCAUGCCUUCAGUGCAACUCAAAUAUCGUGACUGGGUGGUUCUUAACGCCGGUAAUUUCAUUCACGUGCUCCGCGUGUCACUGAAGAAUACAACGAACGUCACAAACAAUGUUGGUGUCAUGCUAGGCACCUCAAACUGGAAUGCGCUCUAUCAAGCAAGACUGGCGGGCUUACAAGUCAUGCAGUCUCCUCGAGUCCAGGAUGAGAGACAUGCGCCUGCUGAUGUGCCUGCGGUCUCUGGAAUGGUUGUUGAAAUGUUGGAAAACAGCGUUUCUGUUAUAGACAAUGGCUCCUGUGAACAUAUAGGCAUGGGCGCUAACAACGCAACAGGUACGACGAGAGCUUGCCAAGGUUCAUGCCUCGUGGACGGAGGGGAAGAAAGUUCUGGAAGUGACCUAGAAAAUGAUGCUUGUCAAGAUAGAAGAAUCCUGACCGAGGCUGAUAAAGAUCGGGAGUGGCAAAUUUUAAUUGGUAAUGUUAAUAAUCUACCUCCAUCGAAACCUUACAACGUGAAUAGUGGUGUUAUUGAUACUGAUAGUGCUAGCGAUGUAGAAAUUGGUACAAAUGAACCCUCGAGUUCUGGCGGUAGUUCUUUAUGUACAGUUAAAGAUAUUAAUUUAAGAUUUGAUAUGCUCAAACAUGGUGAACUUAAAAUGGUUCCCACAGCAGAAGCAACUUCCACUCAUUGUAGCAACUUCCCUAAAUCUGUAAUAACGAGAAGUCAGUCACAACAACGAAUGCGAUCUCCUCAGAAAUGCGAUCUUUUACCAAGUCACAUGUCUCCUUCUGCCAAUGCCGUGUCGUCGAGCGAGUCAUACUCGUGCAAUGAUGACUCGGACGACUCGACGGUAUACCUCGCGGCCAGUGCAAGUCCGUCUCGGUGCCAUUGUCCCGCCCCCACACCGACCUGGUCUCCAAAUCCUUCCCGCGGCAGGACCUUCCCUGGCGAGGGGAGAACUUGUGCCCCUAAGGUGCGUGGAACUCCAGGAUCGUCUCUAACUCGUUGGCACAGCGACGAUGGACCCAGUGAGCCUGACGAUGCCGGUGGAACGUGGCUACGUUCCCGGACUUUGCCUCGCCGGUCCAGCGAUUCGACCGUGCCGCACGUCUUGACGUCUCCCACCCCCGGCAACGAGUACGAAUUUAUCGAUGAAAUUGAGAGUUCCAGACAUGAGAAGCUCAGUGUCUUCAGAAAGCGUCGGUUAGCCGAUAAAAAAUACGAGUUCACAGACGAAAAUUCUGAAAAUGUGCCCGCAAAUUACCGUAGUUAUCGCCGGCAAAGUGACCGCCACGUGGUGGUUCCCACUCCAUCAGGCUCGCCUCACGACUACCACACCCGUGCAGCAGCGGCCGCUUCUGCUAGUGCGGAGGCUGCCUCAGCUUCACCGUCCGCGAGCUCUGAUACUAACGGGCAUUUCAGGAAUGUGUACGAACGCCUCUUGAGCCCCUGCAGCGGCAUUGCCUCUCCCAACGAAGUCUUGAGGCCCAUCAACCCUAACAUCUCCAGCCCUCUUCUCUCGCCCAGAGAUGACAGAUGGAGCUGGGACUGGGAGAGAAGCGAAAAGACGGCGUCCUCUCAGUGGGGGCUGCCCACUUGGGGAUCACAGGAGAACUUAACCCUGUUGGGAGUGAGCCCCAACCACCCCGCGUCCCGCACCCCCACUAGCUGGGUACCACCGACUGCCACUGAUCCUCAGUCCGCUACUGAAGGGGAAGCGAGCGGCAACUCACAGGGCUUGAAGUGCGUGGUGGACAUCAACAGGUGCUACAUCGAAGUGGAUGACGAGCUGGUCUCCAUCAUCACUGACAUCGAAGACGACGAGCUGAGCAGCUGCACGGGCUACCACAACGCGCUGCCGCUCGAGGUGCACGGCACAGGCUACACGCAGAUGCACAUGAUCUCCGCCCCCACCGCCCAGAAACUCUCGAUGCCAUGUGUGAAGGUGCGCCAGCUGAGCUUGGACGUGGAGCAGUUCUGCCACGACACGGCGCACCAACUCUGCCGCGUCGCGGGCAAGCGUUACUCAAGCUGCAGCGACUAUAACGUCGAGAUUGUUGAUGUGUGUUCAGAGACGGGCAACAUUGUGGCGGUGGCGUCCGUGUUGGUGCAGGCCGACAACCUCCCCGUGCCUCACCCUCUCAGCCCCCACAAGACUCGCAGUGCCAAGCGCCCCACGCAGAGCCCCAGCAGGCUGGACCCUGCACCCUCCACCAAAACACGGAAGCUCUUCAAGGCUUCCUCCACUUUCGUCUUCAAUAUCAACACCAAGCAGUACAAAGUGCUCGAUCAACAGCCCUUAAAAGAGGAACAUCCUUUCCACUUGACGUGCCACGAAGUUUGCAGCAGCGCGUGUGAGGACCGCUGGUGGUGGCAGUCAGGCGGCAAACUGGCGAGACAGCUGAGAGCCUUGGCCACCCACCCCACUUCUUACUACGGCAGCGUUAAAGUCCUCACCAACCAGCCCUUCAUCAGAGGGAAGUCGUUGAGCCACAUCAUGGAAGGACAGCACCUCAUGGCCGUCGUGUUGGGCCCCAUUCCUGGCCCUGAGUCUUAGUCGUGUGCUCCUCACUACAGCUGCUGAUCAUGUCCGACAAUCUUGAAACUAGAAUGUUUUGUUAUUCGAUUUUUACCAUUUGAGACUGGGAACCACUUAGAUGCACGGCUUUAUUUCUACAGUUUUGAUUGCUAUUGAAAAUUUCGCGAUCUCUCUUUGUUUUUCAGUUCCGAAUCUUGAAGAGUUAAUGGUUACUGUUCAGUAUUAAUUUCCACUUUUUGACAUUCUUCUAUACAUACAAGUUUGAGCUUGGUUACACAAAUAUAAGUUGUGAAAUUUUAUGGGUUUAAAAACCAAUUUCAAAUUAUUUUGCAGGCGAUCCUUCAAAAUGCCUUCUUAAUUUUUUUUCGUAAGUUCCCGUAAAGUCAAGUGGCAAUUCAGAUAGCUGGCUGAGCGCUAGAUUAAUUUUUUCUGCAUGACACGAAUCAUCCAACUCUCAUUGGGUUCAAGAUUCUUCAUUUAUUAUCGGUUAAACUGUUGAAAAGACUUGGUAUAAAUUUUCAGAGGAGUAAUCUUAGUUUUCAUUUCAUAACUAGAUUUGAUCAAGUUUGAUUUUUCACUACCUGCCUAAAGCAGCAUCAUUCAUGGUAUUUUAUUUAUGUAUUUAUUGACGUUAUUUCCAUUUUUUUAAGACUGUGCCGAAAGGGUCACUCAUUCGUUUUCAUUGUUGAAAUUUGUUAUUGUGUGGUGAGACUUUGACACAUGCCAUUCAAUGUGACAAUUUUAUUUACUUCGAAGGAAUAGAAUACUACUACGUUUUUGGCAUUCCAUGCAACAUAAUGUUGUAAUGUUCGUUUUGUUCUAUGUCUUAUGUUGAACGGUCGUAGAAUAUUUGGAAUUCGGUGUUGUGAUUUAUCGCUUCUGUCAUAUAGUUACCGCCGAUUGUAUCUGCCGUUUAAAUGUUCCUCAACACAAACUUUUGCCAAUCAAUAAUUAAUGAAGCGUCGCCGUUAGUACUAAUUCUUGCCGCUCAUUAUACAUAAUUACCAUACCGUACUCAAACUACUUCUCACGUUGAGCCUGCUGUUCAUUUUUUUCUGACAUGAUUUGAGUCGUUAUUUCCAUUACGAUUGUGAACGAAAUUUUCUGUCCCUCCCUCCAAUUACUUUUUAUGAGUCUGAUGUAGCACCAUUUAUAUACUUUCAUCUUAGACUCUUCGUGGUUAAUUACGCCCAAAGCUUUCAUGGUAUACUGUCUCACAGUUUAAGAAUUAUUUAUAUCAGGCCUUGAUAACAUGUAUCUUAUUUCUUGUAAUAUUGACUUAUUAUUUAAAUGGGUUUUAUCAAUUGUUUCCAUAGUAAUUAGUAGCAUUUUCAAUAUUGAUUCGAUGAAUGACCAAUGAAUGUGAUGUUUGGAACCCUUGCCGAAUGCGCAAGAGUGUCUGCUCAAUCUAUAAUUAAAGUAAUACUCUAAUGACCUAUUAUACCUAUUUGACAUCCGAGUCAACAUCUGCUAUGAAAACUACGACUAUUAACGAUAUAUUUUUUCCUUUUAGUGGAGUUUUUUCUAUGCCAACUGUAUAUAUCAGAGGGUACGUUUAGCUCAUGGAAAUGAUGGAACUUGUAAUAUUUUUAUAUUGGUUAUUUGGUUACCUAUCCAUUUUGAACCUUGACAAUGAAUUAUCGAGUCGAUUAUUAUUAUUUUAUCAUUCCGUAGUAGAAGGUGUCAUAAUUAGUAUUAAAGCUUCCGUCAGUUAACUUUUGAAGCUGAAGCUCAAAAAUUUCCUUCCUUCUAUGUAGGUAUUUUUCGACGUGUACGCCUUCUAGUCACUAGUUAUUUUGCGUUAAAAUCUACGUUAUUAUAUAUUCAUGUAUU